AUGAAGACUAUAAUGGCAGCCAAAUCCCCUCAUGACUCUUCAUUCUCCUUCUCUAGGAGGUAUUUCCAUUGGAAAAAGAAGGCUUUGGAUGGGGAUGAUGAGGAAGAAAUCCUGAACAUAAGUUCUUCCUCACAUUUCCAUGAGGAUGAAGAGAAAGAAGAGGAUCAUCAUCACCUCAGGAUCCAAAUGCCACCAGAACUUGGUGGCUUUUUGCCAGUGGAAAAGAAGAAGCAUUCAAAGUCCAAGUUCAGGUCAGCUCUCACUGUGUUCAGAAAGAGUCGUUCACUUCACAGCUCUGGCUUAGGCACACGUGUGGUUGGUACCCUUUUUGGCUACCGUCGUGGGCAUGUCCAUUUUGCAUUCCAAGAGGACCCCAAGUUGAGCCCUGCAUUCUUGAUCGAGCUAGCAACACCAACAAGUGUUUUGGUCAAGGAAAUGGCUUCUGGGUUGGUCAGAAUUGCCUUGGAGUGUGAGAAGAAGACAGGGACCAAGGGUGUGAGGUUGUUAGAGGAACCCCUUUGGAGGACUUAUUGCAAUGGAAGGAAAUGUGGGUAUGCAAAUAGGCGUGAGUGUGGGCCAGAGGAGUGGAAGAUAUUGAAGGCAGUGGAACCUAUUUCAAUGGGUGCUGGUGUGUUACCAAUGCCAGGUGGUGGGAAUGGAGCUGAGUCCGAAGGUGAACUCAUGUACAUGAGAGCCAAGUAUGAGAGGGUUGUGGGGUCUAAGGACUCUGAAGCCUUCUACAUGAUGAACCCAGAUGGUAGUGGGGGUCCUGAGCUCAGCAUUUACUUGCUUAGAGUUUAA
Molecule: messenger RNA, 801 nt
Organism: Gastrolobium bilobum
Lineage: Eukaryota; Viridiplantae; Streptophyta; Magnoliopsida; Fabales; Fabaceae
Product: protein MIZU-KUSSEI 1-like
Exons: 1
Coding region: 1-801 (266 amino acids)
Biological process (GO): hydrotropism
Source: RefSeq, a predicted model, not a curated record